Xenopus tropicalis (tropical clawed frog) is the source of this 2341-nucleotide messenger RNA. RefSeq names its product histo-blood group ABO system transferase 2. Bases 232 to 1185 code for a protein of 317 amino acids. Gene Ontology annotation, cellular component: membrane. NCBI's taxonomy places the organism in Eukaryota, Metazoa, Chordata, Amphibia, Anura, Pipidae. The record is from RefSeq and is a predicted model, not a curated record. Gene Ontology annotation, molecular function: hexosyltransferase activity. The transcript has 4 exons. Gene Ontology annotation, biological process: carbohydrate metabolic process.
AGUGUAGGUAAUUACUUACUCAGCUCCACUCGCUCACAGCGGUACCGAUACAACCAGUAGGAGGAGUGCGGAGCCGACAAGCUGCUCCUAUAUUAUCUGCUGUCGCCCUAUAGCGCCUCAUGUUUCCCAGAGUCUCUAUUCUGUUCAACUUGCGCAGUCGAGGAUCGUCUUGUUCAUUGCACGUUUCCAUUCCCAGUCCCCACGGAACCAAACCCUGCUGGCAAGAAAACCAUGACUUCCAAACAUUGGGUGCUGGGGUGCCUGAUCGUCCUAUUGCUGUUCCUGCUUGUGUUCUUUAUACAGAACACACAGUUUGGGUUUCAGGAGAAACACUGUCAAAGGAAACUGCUGGAUGGGAAAGACAAAAGUCGGAAAGCUGCACUCCAAAUCCUCACUCCCUGGCUUGCACCUAUUAUAUGGGAUGGAACAUAUGACCUUUGGAUUUUAAACAACCAAUUUAAGGGUAAAAGGAUUGGCCUGUUUGUGUUUGCGGUGAAAAGGUAUAUUGGAUUUCUCCUCCCAUUUUUGGAAUCAGCAGAACAUUAUUUUAUGGUUGGUUACAAUGUAACAUAUUAUGUAUUCACGGACAAUAUUUCGGCUGUGCAGAAAGUACGUCUGAGUAAUGGACGCAUUUUGAAGGUGCUGAAGGUUGAAGCUGAUAAACGUUGGCAGGAUAUUUCAAUGAAGCGUAUGCAGAUCCUGGUUAACUUGACCCAUGAUCGGCUGCCAAAGGAGGUGGACUACUUAGUGUGUGCUGAUGUGGAUAUGGUAUUUAAUGACCAUGUGGGGGCAGAGAUACUUGGGGAUCUGGUGGCCACUAUACACCCUGGAUACUUCCUUGCUGAACCUCGUCAGUUUACUUAUGAACGGAAUCCAGCAUCAGCAGCCUAUAUACCAUAUGGAGAAGGGGAUUUCUACUACAUGGCAGCUUUUUAUGGAGGGACAGUGGAAGAGAUUAAUAAACUUAGCACUUUUUGUCACAAUGGCAUUGUUGCUGACAAGAAAAAGAACAUUGAAGCUGUGUGGCAAGAAGAAUCUCAUCUAAAUAAGUAUCUUGUUUAUAAUAAACCCACUAAAGUGCUAUCUCCGGAAUAUAUCUGGGAUACUAACUUGCCUAACGGUGAUCUGGUGAAAAAGAAAAGAUUCCUGGCUGUGCACAAGAAUCACAAAGAAAUCAGGAAUUAAAGCUCAAAAGUGCUCAGAGCAGUUCUAAAUUAGUGGACUGUGGCAAUGAAAAAGACAAAAAUUGUCUGCCCUGGUACCUACAUUUUUGCCUGCUUUGACACAUACUAGUACUAGCAACCCAACAUCCUUCCUGCCACAAAACUGAUGAUUUUAGUACAAUGACAGAAGUGACAAAAUGAUCAGGUUGUGUAAUUCACAAAACUGUCUUAAUAUUCAUUCCUAAGGCGAUUUGCCUGCAUAAUCAGACAGGCUGUCAUUGUACUUAAUGGAAAAUGCUUGAAACCACAGUGUACUUGCAGUUUGGGCGACUGUAGCUUGGAAACAUGGACACUGAGUUCAACAGGUAGGGAUUUUGUUGCGUGUCUGCCAAGCUGUUAAAUGCUGAAGUGCCACCAUGAUAUCCAAGAAAAAGCAAAACAAGGCUGGCUAAAAUACUAUCUACCUUCAUGGAAGGGAAUAUGAAGUUGUCUCAGUUCACAAAAUAUUGCCCUUACGGUAUUCUUAAUAGAACAUUUUGGUGCACAAUACUUUGCUUGCACCUAAACUUCCAAAUAAAGUACUUAAAGGGAUUCUGUCUGGAUUUUUAUGGUUUCAUUUUUAUUACUAAAUUACACUGUGGACAUUGCAAACUAUUCAAACUGCCAUUUAAAAUGUUAUUCUUGACACAACAAUUGUAUUUUAAGCUGUAAUAUUGUGAUGUGCAUUGUGCUUGACCAUGAGCUUUCAUAAAAAGCCAGCACUGUAAAAUGCAACUGCUUUUAGGUAAGCUAUUGUUUCUCCUACCCAUGGCCAGACUUGUGUGUUUAACUAUUGAGUGCUAUUCUCAUAUCUACCACUAAGUGACGGGGAGCUGUUAUCCUGUUCCAUUGUUCUGUUGAUCGGCUGCUAGAGGGGCGGGGGGGGAGCAAUAUCACUCCAGCAUGCUGUGCAGCAGUAAUGAGUGACUGAAGAGUAUGAGAGCACAAGUCACAUGGAAACCUACGAAUAUGGCUCGCUCUACAUCAAAUUUUAAAAUGAAAUAUAAAAAAUUGUUUGCUCUUUUGCAAAAGGGAUUUCAAUGCAGGAUUCUGCUGGAGGAGUGAUAUUACCUGGUUUGUAAAAAAAAACAAACUUGUUUGCCAUGGCAGAAUCCCAUUAAAAACACAAUACAACACUG